Messenger RNA from Fusarium musae, 1539 nucleotides. RefSeq lists its product as uncharacterized. Gene Ontology annotation, molecular function: carbohydrate:proton symporter activity. The coding region runs from base 1 to 1539 and encodes 512 amino acids. Gene Ontology annotation, cellular component: membrane. Gene Ontology annotation, biological process: carbohydrate transport; transmembrane transport. NCBI's taxonomy places the organism in Eukaryota, Fungi, Ascomycota, Sordariomycetes, Hypocreales, Nectriaceae. The record is from RefSeq and is a predicted model, not a curated record. The transcript has 9 exons.
AUGACGAUACAUGGCAUGUUUCGGCGCAUUGUGCGCAAUGAUGCUAUCCGUGUUGACCCGCCGGAGAUUUACAACUGGCGUGUCAUUGCUCUGACAGCUUCGGCGUGUUUUGCUGGAGCGCUGUUUGGAGUUGAUGCUGGUAUCAUUGGUGGCGUGCUGGCUAUGCCAGACUUCAAACGGGAGUUUGGUCUUGACACUCGGCCGAAAGAAGACGCAGCUGAUCUAGCAGGAAACCUCGUCACGACAAUGCAAGCUGGUGCAAUCGCUGGAGCUCUCCUGUCCAGUCCAUUCGCUGAUCGCAAGGGUCGAAAACCAGCGCUGCUUCUUGUUGCGGUGACGGGUUUCGUCGGUGGUAUCAUGCAAGCCUUCUCUUACGGUCACCUCUCAGUCUUUUACAUUGGACGAUUCGUCGAAGGCCUCGGUCUCGGCGCAGGAACAAUGCUCGCGCCAACAUACGUCUCUGAAAACUCCCCACGUGCCAUCCGCGGUUUUCUCGUAGGCUUCUUCCAACUCCUCCUCGUCCUUGGCGGCAUGACAGCAUAUUUCAUCAACUACGGCUCCCUUCUGCAUCUCCCCGGCAAAGCAACAUGGAUGGUCCCCCUAGGAUGCCAAUCCAUCUGUCCAGCAUUACUCUUCUUCAGCAUGCUCUUCUGCCCUGAAUCACCACGUUGGCUAGCUUCGCGAGAUCAGUGGGAGAAGGCUGGAGCUGUAUUGUCAGAUGUGAGGAAAUUGCCGGUGGACCAUGCGUAUAUUCAGCAGGAACUGUUGGAGCUGAAGACGCAGAUUGAUCAGGAGAGAGAGAUCAUGCAGGAUACGGGGUUUUGGGCGAUUCAGAAGGAGUGCUGGACUUUGUCUUGGAAUAGGAAGAGAGCGCUUUUGACGGUGGCUAUUGUUACCCUUGGGCAGUGGACUGGCACUGGUGCUAUCAACUACUACGCACCUACAAUCUACGGCGUCGUCAAAGUCGUCACAUGCUUGAUCUUCAUCUUCUUCCUCGCCGAUUCCCUCGGCCGUCGCAAGUCAUUCAUGUUCGGCGGUGCAAUCCAAGCGUUCUGCAUGUUCUUUGUCGGCUUUUAUCUCCGCUUCGGCCCUGAGCCUGGAGAGGGGGAUCAUCCUCCUCCCGCGGGUAUCGCUGCUCUGGCUAUGAUAUACAUCUUUGCUGCGGCUUUCAACAUGAGUUGGGGCCCUGUUUCAUGGAUCUAUGUCUCUGAAAUUCCAACGAAUCGACUCCGUGCAUACAACGUUGCCCUCGCUUCAUUUACUCACUGGGUGCAUAACCUUGCAGUAUCAAAGUCAACGCCAGUCAUGCUUCUACACGAUCCAUGGAGAGCGUACUUCAUCUUUGGGUCGUUCAACCUAUUCAUGGCGAUUGCUGCAUACUGGAUUCCAGAGACCAAGGGCAUCUCACUGGAACGUAUGGAUGAAGUUUUUGGUGUCGCGGACUUUUCCAAUGUCGAGGAUGUCGGCAUCGCAGCACGUCGCGCAAAACGAAUCGAUGACGAAGACGUGGAAGACAUCCAAGCCCCCGGCAAGUCCUAA